AAAUUCCCAUUAAAGGUCUACGGAAUUUUCAUUACAGGUUUAAUGACGUUGAUGACGCCAACAACAAGCCAUGGAGCUCCAUCACACUCGGAAAUGAGCAGUACACUGACUUGCAAUUGCUUAUAGCUGGGGUUUGUGGGUAACUGCUGAAUAGGAUUCUUAUUGUGUCUAUAGUUCUUUUGUCCAAUGACGUGCCACCACCUCUUAACACCACGAGCUGCGCCAAUGGGAAUUUGCUAUGUGUAUUUGUAGGCGGGGCACAGCUGGGCAAACAGCCGACAGGUGCACAAAGACAUGUGUGCGCAGUUCAGAAAUGGCUACCAGUGACAGUUGUAAAGGUUGCGAAUUUGAUAACUGGGAAAUCAUCGCUCCUGCGAUGCAAGUUAGUGUACAAUCAAGAAGAGGACCAGCCAGGACCUUCAUCCUUUCGUUAAGCCAAGAUUUGUGAAGUGAAGAUAUUCCUUAAAUGGCCCCAAGUCUUUUGCUGACAAGGAUGCCGAUGACACCACUAAGAGUAAUGGGGAUGGUUGUGGGAGUGGCUGUGCUCUGCCUCGUCUUUUCGGCUUUUAGAGUACCUUCCAAGUCUUUGAAAUUGGGUGCUUCAUUGGAUCAACCUCCUGCUGCUGCAGCUGCUGCUGCAGCUGCUGCUCUUCAUACAAAGCGUGAUACCAGUGGAAGAACAAUGGCAGACCCUAGUUUCUGGCACACAUUUGAUUUCCAGUCAGAGAGCAUCCCUCCUACUGUAGUAGACGCAGCAUCAAAAGUAACCGUCAUCACCAACAGUAUCAAUAUCAUGGGUGCCAACACGUUCUAUCGUGAAGCAAAGCCUCCUGCAGAGAUGGACCCCAGUGGAGAGGUAGUGGUAUUGCUCCAUGGUGCUGCCUUUAAAUCUGCCAACUGGGUGGAACUCAACACAAUUAAUCUUCUGGCAGGAAUGGGUCAUAGAGUGAUUGCAGUUGACCUUCCUGGGUAUGGAGAGUCAAAACAAGCCACAGUGGAAGACAAGGCUGGGUACCUCCUCUCCUUGCUGACCCAUCUGCAGGCCAACAAACCCAUCCUGGUCUCCCCCUCCAUGAGUGGAGGAUUUUCCAUCCCCUACAUCAUCCAGAAUCCUGAUAGGCUGAGUGGAUAUGUGCCAGUAGCUCCUGUAGGCACUAAGAAGGACAAAGCCAAGUAUCAUGAGUUGCAGGUCCCUACUCUCAUCAUCUAUGGAGAGAAAGACACAGGACUUGGUCAUCUCUCCAGAGAUGACUUGUCCAACAUUCCCACUUCCCAGGCUGUGGAAUUACCUGGAGCAAGACACCCAGCCUACCUUGACCAGCCUGACAUGUUUCAUACUCUCCUCUACAACUUUAUCAAGCAGGUUCAUGCACACCGUGCUGUUGUGUAGUCCUUUGAAGACUAUUUUUCCAAUGGUAGAUCUUAUUCUUGUAUGUAUUUAUUCCAUUUGUGUAAUUCAUCACUAGAUUUUAGCCUUUGAUAAAAACUGUGGGUUCAUUAUAUAUAUACUACCAUGAUUGAUUUUAGGUUUGCACCAGCUCCAGUCAGAUACAAUUGUUCUCACAUAAUGCUCGAGUCUUGAUGUUAAUAGAAAGUUAAUAGAAAUGGCCCCUGCAUUAAACAUUUUUCUCUAUGGGGUUUAUACAAGUACAUGAAAAUAGAGAUAUUCCAGAUAUGUUUUGCAUUAAAACAAAAACAAGAGCUUUUACUUCUUUCAAGAAGACCCACUCUGUCCUCAGCUGAUACCAGAAAUUAGUGUUCUAUCCAUAUAUAUUUACUACAGUGGGCCCAUGUCAUGCAUAAAAGUUAAUGGAUGCACCUGCAUAGUAUAUGUAUUAUGCAUGAUCAUUAAAGCAAAUGUAACCAUUAAAAGCAGAUGAUAGGUAGACUAUUAAUGUGAGUAGGCAAAAAAUACAUUUUACCAUAGCCAGAGUUGUUAGCUACCACAAAGACAGUGAUGCAAGUUAAAAGGAAGAAAAUGUAUGGGGUAGCAUAGUACCUUUGUAGGUUUUACUUGUAACUAAUUUAUACUGAUAAAUAUGCAAGUAAACAACAUUAAAUAAGAAAUGUAUCUGAUCCUAAGAAUUUGUGGUCUAUAAUAUCUGAAGUCAGUUACCAAAAAACUUACCUCUAGAGGAUGACCUUGACAAAGUUCUGUGUAUGACCUUGACAAAGUUCUGUGUACUAGUAACUAACUAUCUCACAAGAGAACUAAUGGAGAAAAGAAAUCUUGUGACAUCUAUGAACUCUGUAAUUCCAAGCAGAGGCAAUUUAUGCCUUGAUUACAAUGGUAACACCUGAGGCUCAAUGCCUGGUAGAUAAUAUGCCACCUAAAGGUCCCAAAACCAGUACCAGGAAUUUUCAGUCACCUCACCAUGGUCACCCAUAUAACUUUAUAACUCAUUUAGUAUUGCAGUCACUUUCUAACCUCAUCAAAUCACCUGUUGUUAUUCUAAGUACAACAAAUGAAGAUACUAUAAUUGUGAUGAAUGAAUAAAACAAUUUUAAUCCUUUAAUAAAAAAAGUAACACCCUAUUAAACUUAAGUUACUUCUUUCAUGGUAUUAAGAAAAAAAUCAAACUGGCACCAUGGUUCUGAAGGGAUACAAAUAAUGAUUAUUUGUGGAACCACAAAGUUAACAAAUAUGGUAGUUUUAGUUGGAAAACAUCAUUUCAUGGAGAAAUUAUUUUUUAUACAUAGUUCCUAUAUCUGCAGAAAAUGGUUAUGAUGUAGUUGUAAGAGAAAAUAAAUGUUUUCAUUUUUGUA
Messenger RNA from Portunus trituberculatus (swimming crab), 2766 nucleotides. RefSeq names its product protein ABHD14B-like. Gene Ontology annotation, cellular component: cytoplasm. The transcript is spliced from 6 exons. NCBI's taxonomy places the organism in Eukaryota, Metazoa, Arthropoda, Malacostraca, Decapoda, Portunidae. The coding region runs from base 467 to 1390 and encodes 307 amino acids. The record is from RefSeq and is a predicted model, not a curated record.